AUGUCCAAAGGAAACAACAGCGAUGACCCCAACAACACUGAGGAACUUGAAGAAGGCUCUCGCAGUAUCCUUUUGGGUAUUGCCUCGCAGCUCACCAAAGGCAUGGACCUGCAUCGAGUGACCUUGCCAACCUUUGUGCUGGAGCCACGUAGCAUGCUUGAGCGUAUUACUGACUUUAUGUCGCAUCCCGAGUUUAUCCUAAAUGCCAGUUCAAUUGAUGAUCCCCUGGAACGAUUUAUCGCUGUGGUUCGUUAUUAUCUUUCAGGAUGGCAUAUUAAACCCAAGGGUGUCAAAAAGCCAUACAAUCCCGUGCUUGGCGAAUACUUUCGAUGCCGUUACAAAUACUCGGAUGGCACUGAAGCGUACUACAUUGCUGAACAGGUGUCGCAUCAUCCCCCAGUCUCAUCCUACUAUUUUUGUUCGCCUGAACAUCAUGUUGUCGUAUGCGGUGAUAUUCGUCCUAAAUCCCGUUUCCUUGGCAACAGCGCUGCCACGCUUAUGCAAGGCGUCUCCAACAUCAUAUUAGCCGAUCGACAUAAUGAACGUUACGAGAUUCUCAUGCCAAACAUGUAUGCUCGUGGCAUCUUAUUUGGAACGAUGACGAUCGAAUUGGGUGAUAGCUCACGGGUGCGUUGCGUGACCAGCGACCUUGUAUGCGAUCUUGAAUUCAAGACCAAGGGCUUCUUUUCAGGACAAUGGAACUCUGUUGUGGGCAAGAUUAAAAAGGAAUCGACUCAAGAAGUCUUGUGUGAGAUCACUGGCCAAUGGACCAAUGAGUUGCAUAUCAAAAACAACAAGACCGGUGUCAAGGAAUUGCUCUUUGAUGUCAAGACCGCUCAGAUUCAUCCCAAGGAGGUCGCCCCUGAAGAGGAACAAGACGAAUAUGAGUCGAGACAGCUAUGGUCAAAGUUAACAUCGGCCAUUCGCAGCAGGGAUAUGGAUGGAGCUACGAACGAAAAGACGCUUGUUGAAGAUCGUCAACGGCAAAAGGCUAAAUCAAGGGAGGAGCGGGGCGAAACCUGGAAGCCACGUUUCUUUAAUGAAGCCAAUGAUGAGUACACGUUCAAGGGUGCUGAAGGGUUGGAUUUGACGGAUCCUGUCAAGGCAAAAGAACAUUUGCAACAAGUCAUCUUUGCAAAGCACACAGGUUCUGGUGAAGACAGCUGUUAG
Molecule: messenger RNA, 1170 nt
Organism: Lichtheimia ornata
Lineage: Eukaryota; Fungi; Mucoromycota; Mucoromycetes; Mucorales; Lichtheimiaceae
Exons: 8
Coding region: 1-1170 (389 amino acids)
Cellular component (GO): membrane; cortical endoplasmic reticulum; cytosol
Molecular function (GO): sterol binding
Source: RefSeq, a predicted model, not a curated record